UGGAGCUUCGAGCAUAAGACGAAGAUCCGGUUCAUGAUCAAAGACUUCAAAGCUUCCAAAAAUGUCACAAAUCUGAUUUCUGAUGGAGGGGUGGACUCCACCUUCAUGGCCCUGCGCAUGUGUAUUUGGCCAGUUCAAUUAAAUGAGGAAAAGUGCAAACUGCCCCAAGAAAUCGGAAAUCUAGCGCAGGCGUACGAGACGUACUACAAAGCAGCCUACGAAUCUCACAAACUCACUUGGCACCACUUCUUAAGCAAAGGUGUGAUGAGGAUCAACUUUUUGGACAGGCCGUACGACGCCUCCAUGAACACCAUUCAAAUGGCCAUUUUGCUCCUUUUCCAAGACGCCGACUGCCUGUGCGUCAAGGAAAUUCAAGACUCUCUCUGCGUUUCUUACGGAACUCUGGUCUCCCAACUCGAUUGCCUGCUCGAAAGCGGCUUAAUCACUUGCGACACCGAGCUGGUGCUCGCAAAUAGCCUGAUCAGCUUGAAUUUUAAUUACAGCAACGAGCUGACGGAACUCAAAAUUCCGCAUCAUGUGAAAGGCCAGAAUUCUCCGAGAGAAGAAGAGGACAGAGUAGCAGAAAUCAUUAACUUGGACCGCAAAUAUUUCUUAGAGGCAGCAGUCGUCCGCGUCGUGAAAAGCUGCCCCCGGGUCAAUCACGGUGACCUUAUUGAAAAGGUGCGAGCCAUAGCGAAAGCGAGGUUUUCCAUCGAAAUUCCGAUCGUGAACAAGAUUAUUGAGAGAUUGAUUGAAAAGGAAUACAUUUCCAAGACGGAGGAUGGAUUAUAUGAAUACAUUUCAUAAAUUAAAAAAUAAAUAGGUUUCACAGAUGUUUG
Messenger RNA from Cloeon dipterum, 839 nucleotides. Its product is annotated as cullin-2-like. The coding region runs from base 34 to 807 and encodes 257 amino acids. NCBI's taxonomy places the organism in Eukaryota, Metazoa, Arthropoda, Insecta, Ephemeroptera, Baetidae. Gene Ontology annotation, cellular component: Cul3-RING ubiquitin ligase complex. The record is from RefSeq and is a predicted model, not a curated record. Gene Ontology annotation, molecular function: ubiquitin protein ligase binding. The transcript has 4 exons. Gene Ontology annotation, biological process: ubiquitin-dependent protein catabolic process; protein ubiquitination.